UUUCAUGUCUAGAAUAGUUUAAAUCGAAUCAACCCAAAAUUUAAGUAAUGUACUAAUUGUGGAAAAUUGAUAUUUUCAAAUUUCAGAUUUUAUAGUGCGAUCAAUUUUAUUAUGAAAACUAGAAUGUCGAAAGUGCAAGGAAAACAAUCGAAAAGAAUACUUGACUCCUCUUACGUAACUCCAUAUGAUUUGAUUAGGAUUCGGAACUGCAAGACCUUUAGCUAUUGUAAGGACGAAGGUUAUCCUUCCAUCAGGCCGCCAAUAUCUCGGUGUGGUUCUGAGCUUUCAAGACAAUGGCUAUCAGAAGCAGCUGAGAAAAGCUGCUGGGAACGACCUGUUAACAUGGAGACAGACGAUAUCGUUGAGGUCUGGAAACAUAUCCCGUAUAAGGACACACUGAGCUACUACGGCGUUGGUGCCGGAAUUCAAAGCCCAGAAGCAGUUGUUUUUAACCAGGUGAUUUUGAAAUGCCUUGAUGAUGUCAAACCGGAAGCGGCUGCAGUGAAGAUACCGAGAAAGACGCCUAUUCCAGCCAAACCACAAAAAAACCAGACGCAUGGAACAAAUCCUUGGGGAGCCUUGGUCUUAAAUCGUCAGUUGUUGAGUUCGAAAAUUAAUCAAAUGCCCGUAGUGCAAAGAAAGGUAUAUCCAAUGAAUGUAGGCUUCUGGCUACACGGUCCCAGGCCAACUAUGCCCGAGUACCCGUUUCUUGAGAGCCAACCCAAGGUACCUCUUACAAGCGCCCUUGACAUGGAACAACCAGCUCCGAAGCGCAAACACGGUCUCAGGCGCAAGCAUAUGUACUGUGAAUUCCCAUGUAAUAUCGAAGAGAAUAUGUGCACGGAUUACGAAUGGCAGAAAUAUAAAGAAGAUCCUAAGCCAUAUGAAGUGGCCUUUGAGAACGAGAUGGCACAGGUGGAAGAAGAAAAAAUAUUCGAGCCGAGGAACUACGACGAAUUAUACUCGGAACUUCUCACCUGCUUUGAGCAAGACACCAACGCAGACUCUAUCCGUGAUCUUUACAAUAAGUGCUGUAAGGGAAUCUCGGAGCAUGGCCAAGAUGAUCUUGAGGGUGGUCCUCAUGGUGGAGGUAAUCGAGGACGUAGACAUGAAGAUGAAGAUGCUGGCGAAGGUUCCGAUUUUGGUUCAGAUGGGAAAACGGCUGGUGAAAACGAAGGAAAAAGGAAAGGUAAAGGUGAACGAAAAGGAAAAGAUAAGGGUGAACGGGGUGGUAAAAGUAAAGCAGGAGGCAAGGGUGGAGCGGGUGAGAAGGGAAUAAAGGAACAUGUACCUAGGCAGAAUUUAAUGGUACCUGACGGAGAAGGUUCAAUGCCUGAUGGCGCAGAAAAUAAAUUGUUCGAGAAAAUAGAUGGUGGAUCAGAUUCAUCACUUUUGCGCAAGGAAAAGGUACCAAAAAUUGAAAAACAACGUAAAAAAACAAACCGAAGAAAUUCUCGUGGGCUAACCAAAAAACCGUAUGCUGGUAAAAAAAAAAGUUGCACCAGAGUUAGCAAAACCGAGGUGCCAAAAGAAUGUCCCUGUGAAAUUUGCAAGCUUAUGAACCGUCAAGAUGAGCCGGACACCCCAUUCAUUCGUCAAAUGAAGCAGGAAGAGAAACGUCGCCAGAACCGGGAUUACUACAAACAGAUGUGCCACCGCGAAUAUCUCAAGUGGCGGAAGCCCGAGUACCACGCUCCCCAGCACAAGUCCGAUGGGAUUGUUUGCGACAAUAACUUCUGUCAGAACCCCAAGUUAGGGGAGUACUGUGAGUGCUUGGAUGCCAUGCAGAAGCUGCAAAAGUUGCUUGGGCCCAAACAUCGCAUUGUGAAGAAUGAGCUGAUGUUCAAUGUAGAGGAUCUGAAGCGUCGUAUAUGUAGGCAUUUAUGCGAUUGUCUUAAGUAAGAAGCCAAAUCAAAUGAAUUUAGGCCCAUUUACGAAAUAUAAUUGUAAACUGGUGUGACCAAGAGAUUAUCUCAGUGUGAUAGAUAACUCUUUUUUGUGAUUCAAUAAAAUAAACAUGUUUUUGACGGUUGGAUAGAAAA
Molecule: messenger RNA, 2042 nt
Organism: Drosophila montana
Lineage: Eukaryota; Metazoa; Arthropoda; Insecta; Diptera; Drosophilidae
Exons: 1
Coding region: 112-1902 (596 amino acids)
Source: RefSeq, a predicted model, not a curated record